GUGUACGCUAGCUUAAUUAUUAACUGGCUUGACUGGCUCAGCCGGGCUUGUUUUUAAAUUGCGCCUCGCUUUCGUUUUCGGAUCUAAGUUUCGUUUCUCGGUAAGCACAGUCCUCCGGUUCGGCAGGAAUAAAAUUCGUGCACGCACGCUCCCGUUAAUAUCCGCCAGCGCUCGCGAUGCUGAAGACGGCGGCGUUUCGCGGCGGGCAGCUGAGCUCGCGCGUGUUCGCGGUGGAGUUCGAUCCCCGCGCGCGACCUCUCUGCUUCGCGCUGAGCGACAGCCCGCGGGAGCUUCGCGGGGCUCACCGGCAGCUCUUCGGGGACGACGGCAAGCUCUUCUCGCUGCACGUCCACGGCGGCGGCAGAGUCGAGAAAGCGCGAACGCACGCCGAGAUAAAACGCGAGCUGUCCGUAUCGCUGGCGCGACAUUGCGACGUUUACGAAGCGUCUUCUUUCGUACCGGACGUCAAAAAUAGCUUCGUCAAAGGGUUUUUCAUACGCGACAGGAGCACCGCGGCCGUCUCGGAGGACAUAUUGAAGACCCUACAGCGGAGUGAAUCGGUGUGUGUGUUUUCGUACGAGCGCGAGGGGCAGUACUGUUGGCUCGAGCCGUGGUCACCUGUCAGUCACGUGCAGGAGCCGGCGAGGCACUACAUCACACCUGCAGCGGCGGCUGAGCAUCACCCAUCCACACUGAACAUCAGCAACUCUGAUGUCUUCUACUGUAUGGAUGAAGCCUAUGCAGUCCUUCAGGAGUGCUCUGAGAUCAUCCCUGAGUCAAAGGAAGUGCUGAAGCUUGUAGACGAACAGUUGGAGACAAGCAGGGGUGAUGGAUUUCCUGUCAUUGUGAUCGAGGGACUGGACGCCACAGGUAAAACUACUCUCACAGAAAGCCUGCGGGAGUCUCUGAAUGCUGCUCUGCUGAAAUCUCCUCCCCAGUGCCUGGCUCCUUUCAGACAGCGCUUUGACUCAGAACCACCCCUCAUCCGCCGGGCCUUUUACGCUCUGGGGAACUACAUCACCGCUGCCCACAUCGGAAAAGAGUCCUUGAGGGCUCCUGUCAUAGUGGACAGGUACUGGCACAGCACAGCGGCGUAUGCCAUUGCCACAGCUGUUGGAGGAAGAGUUGAAAACCUCCCAAAGCCAGGCUCGGAGCUCUACCGGUGGCCAGAAGACCUGCUCCAACCAAACCUGGUGCUGCUCCUCACUGUCAGUCCAGAAGAAAGACUGAGAAGACUCAGAGACAGGGGACAGGACAAGACCGCUGAGGAGGCUGAGCUGGAGAUCAAUCAGCUCUUCAGACUUAAAGUGGAGGAAGCUUACAAGAGAAUCCAGAACCCUGCCUGCAUCAUCGUGGAUGCGAGCCCCUCUCCACGAGAAGUGCUGCAACAAGUGCAGCAUUUAAUUAGGGACAAAUGUCACUUGUAAACAAGCGGCUCCUCCUCACCCGACGAGGCAAAGAAGCGGUGCGAUCCCUCCGCGAACCACUAGAUGGUAGUGUAGGGUCACGAUUCCUCGCUGGAAGGGCCCCGGUCAGCCCGGCCCCCGUUGAUCGAAAGGGAGGCUGGUGGCUAACUGCCAGCAUAUAUUUCAGGGCUGGUAUCUGGGCAUGUCACAACACAUUCCCCUUCCCACAGAGCUUUAGUGAUGACACGAGAGGGAAAGUUAUUGCGGGCGCCGUAGCUGGGUGUCAGCUCUCGUACGCGGGGUCACAGCGUCCACUUUCCUCACUCUGACUUAUUCCCAGCGAAACACAGGAACUCAACUAAAGAGGUUUGAGAAUUCAUCAAUCACUUCAAUUAGAUUUAAACACAAGAACUCAUUGUUGGUCAGCUCGCCGUUCACUCCUUCAGGAGGUGGAAUCAAGGGACCUUAUGGAGGUAUUAAAAGCAAUAGAUCUGAUACAGGCAAUUUAAACUCGCUUUGAUUUGUUGCUGUUGCUUUUGGACACAGAACCUGAUCAUUAAUUAAGAGUGAUAUGCUAGGACAAAAACGUACGCUGUAACUCAGUUCGCACUUUCAGAGACCUUAAAGUCUGUAUAUUGUACUAAAAUAAUCAGAUAUGAAUAAAUUGUGAUCUGAUACAAA
Puntigrus tetrazona (Sumatra barb) is the source of this 2087-nucleotide messenger RNA. RefSeq names its product cytidine monophosphate (UMP-CMP) kinase 2, mitochondrial (gene cmpk2). The transcript is spliced from 5 exons. The record is from RefSeq and is a predicted model, not a curated record. Bases 177 to 1427 code for a protein of 416 amino acids. Gene Ontology annotation, molecular function: ATP binding; dTMP kinase activity. Gene Ontology annotation, cellular component: cytoplasm; mitochondrion. NCBI's taxonomy places the organism in Eukaryota, Metazoa, Chordata, Actinopteri, Cypriniformes, Cyprinidae. Gene Ontology annotation, biological process: dUDP biosynthetic process; dTTP biosynthetic process; dTDP biosynthetic process.